UCAAACUCAUCAAAGCGACUUCACUGCAGCAUUACGUCUCAGGUCCGCUCUCGAGUCUCAACACGCCAACCCUUUUGCGAGAAAGCCAAGCAGUAACGAAGAAAACAACCCUAUGAUUGCACACAAAAAUUAUUAACAUCAAAACCCAAUAGAGUGAGUAAACGAAGACGAGGAUCGAUUGAAGGAUUGCAGCUGAGAAAAUGUAUAACAGAGGGAGAUAUUUUGAUGCUGCUGAUGCCCGGGAAAUGGGCCUGAAAAGGCAACGCAUAAUGGAUCAGGGCCCUUCUUAUUACUCGGCUCCGCCAGGGCCUACUUAUAUGUAUAAUCCUCCUCCUGCUCUUCCUCCACCCGCAGCCCCUCCAACUGAUUUUUCUUAUAUUGGCCAGCCUCCACCUUUCUCUGUUGUUCGACUUCGUGGACUUCCAUUUGGGUGCACCGAGGGUGAGAUUGUGGAGUUCUUGCAUGGCUUGGAUGUAGUUGAUGUGCUUCUUGUCCACAAGGGUGGAAAGUUUACAGGGGAAGCUUAUUGUGUUCUGGGAUAUCCUCUUCAAGUUGAUUUUGCACUUCAGAGGAAUAGGCAGAAUAUUGGCAGAAGAUAUGUUGAGGUUUUCAGAAGCAAGAAGCAAGAAUAUUAUAGGGCUAUAGCAAAUGAGCUUUCAGAUUCUCGUGGUGGCUCAACUGCGAGGGCACGAUCCUCUGAAGAUGGGAGAGACUUAGCAGAACAUACUGGAGUAUUACGGUUGAGGGGACUGCCUUUCUCAGCUAAAAUGGAAGAUAUUGUGGAUUUCUUCAAAGAUUUUGUACUUGCAGAAAACUCAAUUCAUAUAGCUGCUUAUUCGGAGGGGAGGCCAACUGGAGAAGCAUUUGUGGAGUUUGCGAAUGCAGAAGAUUCACGAGCUGCAAUGGCUAAGGAUAGGAUGAAAAUAGGGAAUCGCUAUAUUGAGCUUUUCCCCUCAUCUCAUGAGGAGUUGGAGGAAGCAACUUCCAAGUGCAGAGUGUUGGAUAAAGCAUCAGACGGGAGUGAGCAGACUGAAGUUGCCACAGGUGUUCUACGGAUGAGAGGACUACCGUUUUCAGCUGGAAAGGACGAUAUUAUUGAAUUCUUCAAAGAUUUUGUUUUGUCAGAGGAGACGGCGGUUCAUGUUACUUAUAAUCAAGAAGGGAGGCCAACCGGAGAAGCAUUCGUGGAGUUUGCCAGUCCUGAGGAUGCAAAAGCAGCCAUGGCAAAGGAUAGGAUGACUCUUGGAAGGCGUUACAUUGAGCUUUUCCACUCCUCGCCUGAGGAGAUGAAUGAUGCUCUUUCAAGGGGGCGGUAACUAACUUAUAUAUAUAUUUGUGUGUUGUAAGUGAAAGAAUCUUAAAUUUUGUAGGAUGCAGUGCAAUUUCGUCUUAGGUUUGAACAAAGUUUCAUGGUUUUCGUAGAACUUGAAGCUCCCUUUUUUUUUCUUUUUUUUUUUCGAAUUCUUAUGCUGGUUUUUUUUAUCCUCCUGUAUAAAUCUAUAUAUUUGACAUGUUGUUCAUUGCCUUUGAUUAUUGCUCAUAAUCCCCUGACUUAUCAGGUGGAGAUUUGA
This is a messenger RNA of Ipomoea triloba (trilobed morning glory), 1571 nucleotides long. Its product is annotated as RNA-binding protein sym-2-like. Gene Ontology annotation, cellular component: ribonucleoprotein complex. The record is from RefSeq and is a predicted model, not a curated record. Gene Ontology annotation, molecular function: RNA binding. The transcript is spliced from 3 exons. The coding region runs from base 201 to 1316 and encodes 371 amino acids. NCBI's taxonomy places the organism in Eukaryota, Viridiplantae, Streptophyta, Magnoliopsida, Solanales, Convolvulaceae.